Messenger RNA from Heterocephalus glaber (naked mole-rat), 4200 nucleotides. RefSeq names its product G protein-coupled receptor kinase 6 (gene Grk6). Gene Ontology annotation, cellular component: cytoplasm. Lineage: Eukaryota; Metazoa; Chordata; Mammalia; Rodentia; Bathyergidae. The record is from RefSeq and is a predicted model, not a curated record. Gene Ontology annotation, molecular function: ATP binding; G protein-coupled receptor kinase activity. Gene Ontology annotation, biological process: protein phosphorylation; signal transduction; regulation of signal transduction.
GCGUGGCGGGCGGUGGCGGCCGGGGAGGCCCGGGAGGCCGCGGCGCGGUCACUGCGAGCCAAGCCGACCCGAGCCGUGCCGAUCGCCAUCCGGCCCCGGCUCUCGCGUGAUCCCGGCCGGCGGCGCGGUCCGGUUAGCCGGCGCCGCUGCAGCCCAUGGAGCUCGAGAACAUCGUAGCGAACACGGUGCUACUCAAGGCCCGGGAAGGUGGAGGUGGAAAUCGCAAAGGCAAGAGCAAGAAAUGGCGGCAGAUGCUUCAGUUCCCCCACAUCAGCCAGUGUGAAGAGCUGCGGCUCAGUCUUGAGCGUGACUACCACAGUCUGUGUGAGCGGCAGCCCAUUGGGCGCCUGCUGUUCCGGGAGUUCUGCACCACGAGGCCUGAGCUGACUCGCUGCAUUGCCUUCCUGGACGGGGUGGCCGAGUACGAGGUGACCCCUGAUGAAAAGCGGAAGGCAUGUGGGCGGCGGCUAAUGCAGAAUUUUCUGAGCCACACGGGUCCUGACCUCAUCCCUGAGGUCCCCCUGCACCUGGUGACUAACUGUGCCCAGCGGCUGGACCAGGGGCCCUGCAAAGACCUCUUCCAGGAGCUGACCCGGCUGACCCAUGAGUACCUGAGCAUGGCCCCUUUUGCUGACUACCUCGACAGCAUCUACUUCAACCGUUUCCUGCAGUGGAAGUGGCUGGAAAGGCAGCCAGUGACGAAAAAUACCUUCAGGCAGUAUCGAGUCCUUGGCAAAGGUGGCUUUGGGGAGGUGUGUGCCUGCCAGGUGCGGGCAACGGGAAAAAUGUAUGCCUGCAAGAAGCUGGAGAAGAAACGGAUCAAGAAGCGGAAAGGGGAGGCCAUGGCUCUUAAUGAGAAGCAGAUCCUGGAGAAAGUGAACAGUAGGUUUGUAGUGAGCUUAGCCUAUGCCUAUGAGACCAAGGAUGCACUGUGCUUAGUGCUGACGCUGAUGAAUGGAGGUGACCUCAAGUUCCACAUCUACCACAUGGGCCAGGCUGGCUUCCCUGAAGCACGUGCUGUUUUCUAUGCUGCUGAGAUCUGCUGCGGGCUGGAGGACCUGCAUCGAGAGCGCAUCGUGUACAGGGACUUGAAGCCAGAGAACAUCCUUCUGGAUGACCACGGCCACAUCCGCAUCUCUGACCUGGGGCUGGCUGUGCAUGUGCCUGAGGGCCAGACCAUCAAAGGUCGUGUGGGCACUGUGGGCUACAUGGCUCCAGAGGUGGUGAAGAAUGAGAGGUACACAUUCAGCCCGGACUGGUGGGCGUUAGGCUGCCUCCUGUAUGAGAUGAUCGCAGGCCAGUCACCCUUCCAGCAGAGGAAGAAGAAGAUCAAGCGGGAGGAGGUGGAACGGUUGGUGAAGGAGGUGCCCGAAGAAUACUCUGAGCGCUUUUCCCCGCAGGCCUGCUCACUCUGUUCCCAGCUCCUCUGCAAGGACCCUACGGAGCGCCUGGGGUGUCGUGGGGGCGGCGCCCAAGAGGUGAAGGAGCACCCUCUUUUCAAAAAACUGAACUUCAAGCGGCUGGGAGCAGGCAUGCUAGAACCACCCUUUAAACCUGAUCCUCAGGCCAUUUAUUGCAAGGAUGUUCUGGACAUUGAACAGUUCUCCACUGUUAAGGGCGUGGAGCUAGAGCCAACGGACCAGGACUUCUACCAGAAGUUUGCCACGGGCAGUGUGCCCAUCCCCUGGCAGAAUGAGAUGGUGGAGACUGAGUGCUUCCAGGAGCUGAAUGUCUUUGGGCUGGAUGGCUCAGUUCCCCCAGACCUGGACUGGAAGGGCCAGCCACCUGCACCACCCAAGAAGGGACUACUGCAAAGAUUCUUCAGCCGCCAGAGGUGAGCAGUGUGGGCUCCCCGUGGGUUAGCCUCGCUGCCCAGCCUCGGGGAGCCCCAGGCAGCCCUUCAAUGGCAGAGGCAAGAUGUGGGAGAAAGAAGUCUGGUGCCCGCCCCCUGUACCCCUCCCCACUGCUGCAGUUCCCUGCACCCUGGCCCCUUCAAGCUGUCAGCCUUGCUUAGUCUUCUGUCUUCCUGUCCCCAGCCCCUAUCAAGGACCUGGACAGAGGCCUUGCCCUGGCAGUAUCUGGGAUCUCCCUAGUCUCCCUUACUUCAAAUCAGUUGCCAGAAGCCUUUGCUCUGAUCUCCACUCACAUGUGGCCUGAGUUGCUGUUCCAGGCCCCUCGUGGGGAGCUCUUUUCCCAGAGCAUGACCCUGGGUGGCAUCUGUCCUGUCUGGGCAGCCCCAAGCAACGUCACUGGUGGUUAACAGCACUCGCUCUGCCUCUUUCCCUCCAUGUCUUCCCUGUCCCUCCAGGAUUGCUGUGGGAACUGCAGCGACAGUGAGGAAGAGCUCCCCACCCACCUCUAGUCCCCAGCCUGAGGCCCCCACCGGCGAUUGGCGGUAGCAGCUACUCCAAGUGCUGUUUACAGUUUUGCACAGUGGUCUUCCCCAUUGUCCACUCAAGUCGUGGCCUGGGGAACAUAGCCGGAGUUGUCCCCAGUGUCCUCUGGCCCUCAGCCUUUGGCCUGGCUGAGUUUGGCAAAGCCUGGGCCAUCCCUGGGACAAAGGUGCGUCCCUCUAGCUCCUCUGCGGAGCUCUGGGCUUUCUGUAUUUAUGUAUUUGUACGAAUGUAUAUAGCAACCAGAGCGUUCUUAAUUCCUACCGUAGACCUGGCGCCCCGCCUCAGCCUCCAAGGCAGCAAGCCCUGGCUGGGAGAGUUAAGAGAUACCAGAGGAGCCACUGCCAAAGUUGAGGCUUCUCAGGCCCCGCUCAGAAGGGGCAAGGCCAGAUCCCUGAACUCCCGGCAUUGUGCUGGCCACCACCAACCUCUGAGUGAGACUCGUGCCUGCCCUUGCUGUCCUAGGCUCAGGCUGCACUGACUAGGGCCCAAUAGUAUCCCUUUAUAGCAAAUGUCAGAAUUAAAUCUGGGAGGAAGGGGCUGGGGAUUUAGCUCAGUGGUUCCACCGCCUGCUGCGCAAGCGCAAGGACCCGAGUUUGAUCCCCGGUACCAAAAAAAAAAACCUGGGGGUUCUGUAUCCUGUAGGCCUGUGCCAAGCUGUGAACAGAGAUUGGACUGACCAUGAGACCCAUUAGUUCACUGCCCAAGAUGAUCCACCUCGGUCUCCCUCUGCUUUCCAGCUCCCACCUCACCUUGUCUCUUAUGCUGGGCCCUGAAGACACCUCUUUCAAAAAUGCUCCAGCCCAGGCCAUAGAAGUAGGGGUGUCCUUGACCAACUCUGGCCAACAUUCCAGAAUCCCCUCCAAAAUACUCACGUGAAGGGCCGGGGAUUUAGCUCAGUGGUUCCACUGCCUGCCUUGAAAGCGCAAGGUCCCGAGUUCGAUCCCUGGUACCAAAAAAACCCACAAAAACAUUGGGUUUCCCUCCCCCUAAAAAAAAAAUAUUCACAUGUGCCCAGCAAUAAUCUGCCCCUCCCUGUGUGUGCCCAUGGGGAAUGUGUGGGUGUGGGUGUGUAUCUGUGUAUGUGUGAAGGGGCUAGGGUAAGGCUGUGCCUAUGACCCUGCCCCAGCCCUGGUCCUCCCAGACUGUGCUAGCCAUCUUGGUCCCCCAUGUUAGGGUAGAAUGGGAUUACAGGACCCUGGUUUUUCCAUAUUUAAAGCUAAUUUUUAUUACUCAUUUUGUCCAUUGUAAGCUGCCACAUGUUUCUGUGUGAAUACAGUCCGAGCACAAACCUGGCCAGCAGCCCCUGCCUGCCUCUUUCUUGCUUCUGGUGUUCCAGGGGGUCUUCCUGCUUCCCUGGCCCAGCCGGAAGCGGGAAAGGAUUGGAGGUAGACCUGGCAGAAAGGGGUGAGGGGCUGCCUUUUCAAGGCUCAGGAGCCUUUAGGACUUACUGUAAGGCAGUCUUUCUAGGCAUUCAGGCCUUGGUGGCCUUUUGAGUUCACCCAGUGGGUUCCACGGUUUCCUAAAGAGUAGAGGUCAUGAGAAAGAGACCCUUGGGUACUGUAGUGUGGGUCUCUUUCUGACUGUGCUGGAGAGGCAGGCCUAGUUGGCUGGUCUUUAAGCUGUCCAAGGCCAAAGUGGCCUGGCUGCCAAAUGUGAACUUGCGAGUGGCCUGGGGAGCCAAGUGGGAACUGCUGUUGUAAACACUUGCCCCAGAUCUUUCUUUACCUGGCUACCUGCUAUGGGCUGGUGCAUGUGGAUCCUUCUCUUUUGUCCUUGAUGCAUUAAAUGUAGAUGGGCAAAAGGC